ACCUUCAUUCAUAUGCUUCUACAAUCAUCUUUCCUCUCUUUCUCUGUCUUCCAAAUUAAAUUUCGGCUCUCAAACUUUGCCCAGAAAAAUUAUGAAGCAAAAGGUUGUGAUAAGAGUAGGGUCAAUGAACACCCACAAGUUGAGAUCCAAAGCCUUGAAGAUUACUGUAGGUUUUUCUGGAGUGGAAGGAGCGAGAUUCAAAGGGGAAGAGAAGGAUGAAAUAGAAGUAAUAGGAGAAGGAUUGGAUAUAGUUGAGCUCACAAAUUUGCUUAGAAAGUGUGUUGGUCAUGCUGACCUCCUCAGUGUGGGUCCUGUAAAAGAAGAAAAGAAGAAACAUGAUUUUAAAAGCUCACAAUCAGAUUCAGAUGAUCACAAUAUAAUCUGUUAUUAUCCACAAAGCAUUCCCUAUUACCCAAUUCAUCAUUGCAAGAAUUCAUAUCAGUAUCAUCAUGAUCCUUACUAUUGUUCCAUCAUGUAAGGCAAGAGAAUUGUUAAGACUUGCUUCUCUAGUGGAUUCCCUGCUUGACAUCCCUUGUAAACAUUGACAUUCAAAAUACCCUCAUCACAGGCUUGUUUGUAUUAAUUAUAUAUGCUCAAAUUCAAAGGGAAACACGUACGCAAGAGUACUGAACUUGUGUUUGUUUAAA
Messenger RNA from Prosopis cineraria, 647 nucleotides. Its product is annotated as heavy metal-associated isoprenylated plant protein 16-like. The transcript has 3 exons. NCBI's taxonomy places the organism in Eukaryota, Viridiplantae, Streptophyta, Magnoliopsida, Fabales, Fabaceae. The coding region runs from base 92 to 478 and encodes 128 amino acids. The record is from RefSeq and is a predicted model, not a curated record.